AUGCGAUAUCUUCAGGAUCUUCCGGAUGCCGACGUACCUCAAAGUCCCGAACAACCGCGAUACCACACCGGCAAGCUUCCAAACAGCAAGGCUGGAGAUGGCAAGCCUCGCCUCAUGCUGAUGGGCCAACGAAGGAGUGGCAAGUCUUCCAUCUCCAGUGUUGUCUUUCACAAGCUACCCCCAAGCGAAACCCUGUAUCUUGAGACAACCACGAGAAUCAAGAAGCAGUCAAUGCACUCAUUCAUGGACUUUCAAGUGUGGGACUUUCCGGGACACCUCGAUUACUUCGACCCUCAAUUUGACGUCGACAACAUCUUCUCCGAGAUCGGCGCGCUAAUAUGGGUGAUUGAUGCCCAGGAUGAAUACCUAGAGGCCAUCGGCAAACUGAACGAGACCAUCUUGAACUUACAGAACACAUUUCCUGAUAUUAAUAUAGAGGUAUUUGUUCAUAAAGUCGACGGUCUAUCGGAAGACUACAAAAGCGACACAUUCCAGGACAUAAUCCAACGCGUGCAAGAUGAGCUUUCCGACCAAGGGUACGAGAAUGCACCGGUCAGCUUCUACCAGACGAGCAUCUACGACCAUUCAAUAUUCGAAGCCUUCAGCAAGGUCAUACAGAAGUUGAUACCUCAGUUGCCGACUCUGGAGAGUCUUCUGAAUAGUCUAUGCAGCAACUGUCGCAUAGAAAAGGCAUAUCUGUUCGACGUUCUCAGCAAAAUCUACAUUGCCACAGACACAAGUCCAACGGAUAUCGGAAGCUACGAGAUAUGUUCAGAUUAUAUCGAUGUCGUGGUGGACGUAGCAGAGAUCUACGGAUGGCCAGAUAGACCGGCGCAAGACGAAGAGGCGGAAGGGCAACAGCAAGAGGCUGGCAAUAACAACGCAGAAAGCCUGAUCACAAUGGAGCGGAAAGGAAAUAACUAUCUCUACAUGAGAGAAAUCAAUCAAUACCUCGCCCUGAUAUGCUUGAUGGGAGACGACAGUCCUGCAGACAAGAAGGCCUUGAUUGACUACAAUGUCGGUGUGUUUGAGGAAGCAAUGGCGCAGGUCUUUCCAAGGUAA
Messenger RNA from Pseudovirgaria hyperparasitica, 1062 nucleotides. Its product is annotated as ras-related GTP-binding protein-like protein C. The record is from RefSeq and is a predicted model, not a curated record. The coding region runs from base 1 to 1062 and encodes 353 amino acids. The transcript is spliced from 4 exons. Lineage: Eukaryota; Fungi; Ascomycota; Dothideomycetes; Acrospermales; Acrospermaceae. Gene Ontology annotation, cellular component: Gtr1-Gtr2 GTPase complex; nucleus; fungal-type vacuole membrane. Gene Ontology annotation, molecular function: GTPase activity; GTP binding. Gene Ontology annotation, biological process: cellular response to starvation; cellular response to amino acid stimulus; regulation of autophagy.